Meleagris gallopavo (turkey) is the source of this 3068-nucleotide messenger RNA. NCBI's taxonomy places the organism in Eukaryota, Metazoa, Chordata, Aves, Galliformes, Phasianidae. The record is from RefSeq and is a predicted model, not a curated record.
CUUCUCUCUUUCUUUCUUUCUCUUUUUAAAUUUCUAAGCUGUUCUUGAAAGAGAUAGGGACAGAAUGAUCUGCAUCAACACUGUCAGAUGUUGGACUCAAUAUUUUCUAAUAUUCCCAUCAACUGUUCAGUAAUACUGCAUUUAUUCUCUGCGGUUAAAAAGGAGCAGUUGGCCCUCAAAACAGAGGAAGUUGUAAUAAUAAGGUUAAUCAGAAAGAUGUGGGUUCAUCUUUGGAUUCUUUUUUCUCAAAAGGAGAUACAAAAAGACAUGAGAACAAGUGCCCAGACAUUGGCAGAGAUUGUGAAAAAUACUGAAAAUUUCUUAAAAGAAAAUGGAGGAAAGUUGUCGCAAGAGGACAAGGCUAUUCUUGAACAGAAACUGAAUGAAGCAAAAACCAAGUGUUUGCUCCUUAGCCAAAAGGCAGAAGAAUCUAAAAAAGAACUGGAUAAAGCUAUGACAACAGCAAUUAAGCAGGAAACAGAAAAGGUUGCAGCCAUAGAACAGCUGGAAGAAAGUAAAAAUACAAUAGAAAACCUCUUAGACUGGUUAUCAAAUGUGGAUAAAGAAGCAGAAUAUGGCAGGAAAUUUAAGCAGGCAAUAGAACAGAAUGGAACACACUUUGAAGAGGGAGAUGUGAAGGCUUUGGAAGGAGAGGAGGAUGAUGUCAAUGGUAAUCUGUUGGAAAUUCAGCAAGACAUUGAAACUCAGGUGGAUGGACUAGUGAAAAGCACAGAAGAUAAUCUGAAUCAACAGUAUCAGAAAGUCAAGGCUCAACAUGAGAAAAUUAUUUCACAGCAGCAGGCUGUCAUAAUAGCAACUCAGUCUGCUCAGGCACUACUCGAGAAGCAAGGACACUACCUUUCUCCUGAAGAAAAAGAGAAGAUGCAGCGGAACAUGAAAGAGCUGAAGGCUCAGUACGAGACUGCUUUAGCUGAAUCAGAACGGAAGAUGAAGAUGACUCAUUCUCUGAGGGAAGAACUUGAGAAAUUUGAUAGAGACUAUAGUGAAUUUGAAACCUGGCUGCAGCAGGCAGAACAGGAGCUUGACAACUUGGAGGCUGGUGCUUCUGACUUCAGUGGUAUUAUGGUCAAAUUGAAAAGGCAGAAGAGUUUUUCAGAAGAUGUUAUAUCUCACAAGGGUGAUUUACGGUAUAUUACCAUUUCUGGACAAAGAGUUUUGGAUGCUGCAAGAUCAUGUAGCAAAAGAGAUGGUGUCAAGGUUGACAAAGAUGGUAUUGAUACUUCGGCUACUUAUGCUGAAGUGCAAAAUAAACUGGAUAGGGCUUCAGAUCGUUUUAAAUCUCUCUAUACUAAGUGUAGCAUCCUUGGAAAUAACCUUAAAGACUUGGCAGAUAAAUACCAGCAUUAUGAAGAUGCUUCAUCUGGACUUCUGUCGGGUCUUCAGGCCUCUGAAGUAGCUGUGAACAAACAACUAUCUGAGCCAAUUGCUGUGGAUCCCAAAAAUCUCCAAAGACAACUGGAAGAAACCAAGGUUCUUCAAGGGCAAGUGUCUAACCACCAAAUUGCUGUAGAAAAACUUAAAAAAGCUGCUGAAGUGCUUUUGGAUUCAAGGGGAGAGUUGGCAUCGGACAAAGAGGAGAUUCAGAAAACACUGGAUGAUAUUGUGGAGAGAUAUGACAAUUUAUCCAAGUCUGUGAAUGAAAGGAAUGAGAAGCUCCAAAUAACAUUGACUCGAUCCCUAAGUGUGCAGGAUGGCUUGGAUGAAAUGCUGGAUUGGAUGGAAGGUGUUGAAAAGAGCCUUGAAGAACAAGAUCAAGUGCCUUUGAAUUCUGCUGCUAUUCAAGAUGUCAUUAGUAAAAGCAUUAUGCUAGAACAAGACAUUGCAGGUCGUCAAAGCAGUAUAAACACUAUGAAUGACAAAGUGAAGAAGUUCAUGGAAACAGCAGAUCCAUCCACUGCAUCCUCACUGCAAGCCAAAAUGAGUGAACUUGCUGGACGUUUUUCUGCAGCAAGUAAGAAGCAUAAAGAAAAACUUAUGAAAAUGGAAGAAUUGAAGACUAAAGUGGAGUUAUUUGAAGAUCUGUCAGAAAAACUCCAGUCAUUCCUAGAUGAGAAAAACCAGGCUCUCAGUGAGACUGAGGCACCAAGAAAGGAUGUUAGUGAAGUGUCUCAGUACAUGCAGGAGGCUAGUAUAGAAUUAGCGAAACAUAAGAAGGACCUGGAAGUUUUGCAGAACCUUCUUGAAGAACUGUCUUUACAUGCUCUUCCUGGGGAUAAAGCAUUGGUACUAGAAAAAGUAAAUGCUUUGUCAAAGAAAUUCAGGGAGGUAGAGGAGACUGUAAAGGAAAAAGAAGAGGAUGUAUCAUCUUGUCAGAAAGAAAUUGAUACUUUUGAGCUACUUGUAGAAUCUUUGAAGAAAUGGAUAAAAGAGACGACAGAAAGAAUACCUGCUGCUCAACCCUCUCUGAAUACGGAAGAGUUAAAGAAGCCUUUGGAAGAUACAUUGAAUUUAAAAGAUGAGUGGACAUUAAAAGCAACUGAGCUGCAGAAAAUGAACAGCAGAGGAACACUGUUAUGUAAUCUGAUUAGUGCUGUGACUUCUCCUGCAAAACUGAGAGCAGUUGCAAAAUCAGUAGGUGGCACAGUGUUGAAUGGUGAAGGAGGAGCUCCAGGAACUCAGGAUUUUCUGAAAAACAAAGAACUGACAAACGUUCAACAGGCCAUGUCUGAUGUAAAUCAUAGUUAUGAAGAUUUGGGAGUUUCUCUGAAGAAAAAGAUUUCAGAACUAGAAAGUAUGCUUUCAAAAAUGCAAAACAUUCAAGAAGAAUCAACUUCAGUGAUGCAGUGGUUACAAAAAUGGACAAAACUGCAUCAGACUGGGAAGCUGCUCCAACUGACAGUGAAGCUGUUAAAGCCCAAGUUGAGCAACAUAAGCUAUUUGAAACUGAAUUAAAGCAAAGUGAGAAUAAAGUGCAGGAACUAAAGGACAAAGUGACAGAGCUAUUGGAGAAGAACCCCAACUCUCCCGAAGCACCCAAGUGGAGACAAGUGUUGGAUAAAAUAGACUCCAAGUGGAAAGAGCUCAAUCAAGUUACAUCUGAGAGACAA